Molecule: messenger RNA, 14908 nt
Organism: Cyprinodon variegatus (sheepshead minnow)
Lineage: Eukaryota; Metazoa; Chordata; Actinopteri; Cyprinodontiformes; Cyprinodontidae
Gene: fras1
Product: Fraser extracellular matrix complex subunit 1
Exons: 72
Coding region: 371-12238 (3955 amino acids)
Biological process (GO): cell communication
Cellular component (GO): membrane
Molecular function (GO): protein binding
Source: RefSeq, a predicted model, not a curated record
CUCCCACCGCCUCUCUGUGCUCCGUCAUGCGCCCCGGCUUUUAAAAGACUCCCGGCUGCUGCUGGGGGGGCAGCAGAUCUGUUGAUGAGGCUCUGAAAGUCAGAGUUGUGUGUGAGAUCGAGCAGUGAGAGCAGAGAGCAAGCGGAGAGGGGAGGAGAAGGAUACUUUUUCAGGUUACCGGAUCGCGCUACAUUCCAGCCCCAGAGCGCUGCGCUCAGGAGCGGAACCCGGCGCGCUGCGUCUCUCCCGCUCCCAUCGGAUCUCUGCUGUUUGGAAAGCAAUGAUGCGCAGAGGAGAUCACAUUUAUUUAUAUUAGAAACAUUAAAGAAUAGAGGGUUUCUGCUCCUGAGUGGAUCUGGAUUUAUCGACCAUGAGUGCUGGAUGGUGGAUGUUUGCCGGCGCUCUGGUGGGGGUCAUCGCUGUCCCCACAGGGGCACACGGAGCUUGUCUCUACGAGGGAUCGCUCUAUGCGAAUAACACCUCAUGGCGGCCCGAGUCGUGUCAGGAAUGUACCUGCUACAGCAAUGUUUCCAUCUGCAGACCCAUCCACUGCCCAAACCCCCAGUGCAACUUCAAAAGGGGAGAGUUUUUGAGGAUUCCAGCCAACAAAUGCUGUCCAGAGUGCGUCUCGUCAUCCCAGGACUCCUGCCAGUACCAAGGAGCUACCUAUGGACAUAACAGUCAGUGGAGUGUCUCGCCCUGUUCGGUAUGCGUUUGCUCCAAAGGUGGUGUAUCCUGCCAUACUCGGCCCUGCCCCAAUGUCACCUGUUUGGGGGAUGAGAAACCAUUCAUUCCAACUGGAGAUUGCUGCCCCAAGUGUGGCCGAAAUGGAGAGCCCUGCUCUUGGCAGGGGGUGGUCUACAAGGACGGCGAGGAGUGGGAGCCCAGCAUGUGUUCCAGAUGUGUUUGCAGCAAUGGAAAAGCCCAGUGUUCAGUGGUGGAGUGUCAGCCAGUGGCCUGCAAACCACAUGAAAACCUGGUGAUCCAGCCAGGCCAAUGCUGUCCCAGAUGUGUGUCCAACCCAUGUCUCUCUGCUGGAACACAGUACCAGCACGGGGAGCAGUGGCAGAAGGACGCCUGCACCACAUGUGUGUGCGACAAGGGUCAGUCGAAAUGCCACACAACCACCUGUCAGCCAGUCCUCUGUGACAAGGGUCUGACUAAAGUGAGGCGGGCUGGUCAGUGUUGUGAGGAAUGUGCUCCUGCCAAAGGAAGCUGUCUUUACCAAGAUACAAUUCGUUACCAUGGAGACAUGUGGAAUGGCACUGGAUGCGAGUUCUGCACCUGUAACCGAGGUCAAGUCGUCUGUCUGAGGGCAGAAUGUGGUCGUGUUGAAUGCCCACAGGAUUCAGAGCUUGUUCAUCUGCCAGGAAAGUGCUGUCCUGAAUGUUCGUCAGUGAAACCCUCCUGCCUCUAUGAGGGGAAAUCUUUCAAGAAUGGAGCCCGUUGGACUGAUGGCAGCUGCCGUGAGUGUGAAUGCCACGAUGCCCAGGUGACUUGUUAUCUUCGUUCCUGCCCCGGUUGCCCAUCAGGAACCCUGGCUGUUAUAAACGAAGGCCAAUGCUGCCCCGAGUGUCAACAGGCCUGCCCAGAAUCUUGUGCCACCUGUUCUAGCAGAUGGGACUGCCAGUCCUGUGGCUCCCGACUGCCUUUUCUGGGCCCUGACAGAAACCAGUGCCUGGGUUCAUGUCCCCCUGGUUCCUACCAACACGACCACGGACGCUGUCGCAGGUGUCACGGGUCUUGUUCUGAAUGCCGUGGACUGACUGAACAGGACUGCUUAUCAUGUUCUGAUCCAGCUGCUUUGCUCAAAGACGGAGUGUGUGUCUCUGACUGCGGUGCAGGAUACUACAACCAGGAGGGAGUCUGUUACGCUUGUGAUUCAUCCUGCGCCUCCUGUUUCCCUGACAACCCCAAAUGCAUGAGCUGCCCCGUCGGGACUGCUUUACAUCAUGGGAAGUGUAUUACUCAGUGUCCAACUCAGCAUUACAUGGACAACCACAGCAGAUGCAGAGCCUGUCACAGCUCAUGUGCUUCAUGCUGGGGUCACUCAGUUUCCCAGUGUAUCUCCUGCCCGUCUGGACUUCUGCUCCACCAGGGCCAGUGUGUGGAGUCCUGUGGGGAGGGUCUGUACCCUCAGGACAACACCUGCCACAACUGCCAUCCCUCCUGCCGUUCCUGUGUGGGACCUCUGGCCUCAGACUGCCUUGGCUGCCUUAAACCAGAGGAAGUUCUUCUGCCGCAGUAUGUUCACCUCCAACAUGGCGUCUGCACAGCUGGAUGUCCUGAACACAGCUUUGUGGACCACUUGCAGACUUGCAGAGAUUGUCAUCCCUCUUGCCAGCGCUGUACUGGUCCAUCUGCAGAAAACUGCUCGUCCUGUUCCUUCCCAUUUAGCCUGUUUGAGGGUCAGUGUGUUUCCACAUGCCCACAGGGCCUCUUCAGCCGGUACAACCAAUGCCAAGCAUGUCAUCCAUCCUGCCUGGCCUGCUCCGGCCCCUCCCAAGCCGACUGCAUCUCCUGUCCCCCAGGGGCCUCCCUGCAGAGCGGCUACUGCACGACAGGCUGCCAGGAGGGCCGUUUCCUCAGCGCCUUCAGUGGAGAGUGUCUCAAGUGCAGCAAUGACUGUCAGCGCUGCACGGCGGAUCUCCAGAACGGCAUCGGCAGUGUCUGUUUGUGGUGCAAAGCAAAGAGGACCUGGCUGCUCGGUGAUCACUGCGUCCCUAGCUGUCCCCCCGAUCAUUAUCAACGGCAUGGAGCCUGCAUCAAAUGCCAUCCGUCAUGUGAGUCCUGCAGCGGAGAGGGCCAUAUGUCCUGUACUUCCUGCCCUCCUAACAGCGUUCUGCUGCCCUCUGGUCUCUGUGCUGCCAAAUGUCCCUUUGGUUACUAUGACAAUGGCCAUCGGAUCUGCCAGUCCUGUGACCAACAGUGCCUGACAUGUGACACUACUGGGGUUUGUACAUCCUGCCGUGACCCGACCAAGGUGCUGCUCUUUGGAGAAUGCCAAUACGACAGCUGUGCACAUCAGUACUACCUAAAUGUGACGACCCGCGCCUGCAGAGAGUGCGAUUGGAGCUGCAACGCCUGCAAAGGCCCACUAAGAAGCGACUGCCUCCAGUGCAUGGAGGGAUACGUGCUGCAGGAUGGAUUGUGCACUCAGGGGUGCUCCCGCGGAUUUUACCAGGAUGGAGACAGAUGCCUCGGCUGCGACGAUCACUGUAUGAAGUGUGACAGGCCUGGAAACUGCCUGGAAUGCCAGCCUCCCUACGCCACUCUGCAGGGACAAUGUGUCCUCGAAUGUGGCAGAAAUUAUUUCCUGGACUCCUCCUCUAAAGUCUGCAAGUCUUGCUCAUCGGAUUGCGUCCAGUGUGACGGGGUGGGACGCUGCUUAAUGUGUCGUGAUCAGACAUUCCUUAUGGAAGGAUACUGCACCCCCGACUGUGGACAUGGAUACUAUGCUGAUCAGAAGACGAGAGCCUGCCACGUGAACCACCACACCCCUGUGCUCCACAUCAACGGCUCCCUGCUGGUUCCCAUCGGCGGCUCUGCUCCUCUGCUGCCCUCUCUGCUGGAGGUGAGGGAUCCAGACAGUCCCUCUGAGAGGAUGGUCUUUCAGAUUGUUCAGACACCGAAAAAUGGACAGUUGGUCCUUUUAAUGGAGGAGGAAGCAGGAGAAAACGGAGGAAAAACGAGGCGAGAUCUGAACAGAGAAGAUACCUUCACAUGGGUACAGUUAAAGCUUGGCCGAGUUCACUUCAAGCACCUGAAAAACAAAGCCAGGACUGGUGAGUUUAUCUUACGUGUUGCAGACCCCCAGAUGUUUUCCCAACCAGCUACAGUUCAACUUCAGGCCGUAUCCAUGCAGCCCCCAAAAGUGGUGACCCUGGCUUCGUUAACCUUAGACGGCCGCGGCAGCCCGGCCACCAUCACCAAGUCUGUGCUGCAGGUCGAUGACCCUGACAAUCCUGCAGAUGUUCUAGUCAUAGUCCUCGAACCACCCCGUCAUGGCCGUUUGACCCGUCUCCAUGGCGACCGCGCUCUGGGCAGAUUCAAGCUGGAGGAACUGGCGAGGGAGCAGAUUCAGUACGUCCACGAUGGUUCAGCAGUGCUGGAGGACAGCGCCGUGCUGCAGGUGAACGACGGCCACAGCUACAGGAACAUUCUGCUCCAGGUCCGGAUAAUUCAGAGGCCUCAGGAUUCUCCUCAUCUGGUGUCUCUACCGAUGACUUGGGUCAAGGAAGGGGGGAUGGUGCGGCUCGAUAAGAAGUAUCUGCAGACAAACUUUAAAGGAGUUGGCACUGACGACAUCGUCUACAACAUCCUCUCCUCAGAAGGACAACCAAAAUAUGGGGAAGUGGUGCUCUUGUCCAUGCCAGCUGACAGCCCACCUGAAGGAUGGGACCCCUCCCAUAUCGACAAUCAGCGCUAUACACCGACCGCUUCUUUCACCCAGGAGGAUGUGAACGAUGGCACAGUCUGGUACCGCCACUUUGGAUCGAGCUACGACACAGACUCCUUCUCGUUCCAGGUUUCCUCGGAUGUUUCCCCUCUCAUACAGAGCGAUGCUCAGACUUUCACUAUUGGAGUUUUACCUCAGAUCCCAGGAUUUCCACAACUGGCCCCCGACUGUGACCUGCAGAUCACAGCUCUGGAUGAUCAGGUAACAGAAAUAACACCUUCAGCCCUCUCCUUCAUCGAUGCUGGGACUCCCAGCGAGAAGCUCAUUUAUAACAUCACCAAACCACUUCUGCCCGGACAAGGGGUCAUCGAACAUCGAGACAGGCCGCUCCAAGCCGUGAAACAUUUCACGCAGGCUGACGUCAACAACGGAAAAAUCAUCUACAGACCCCCGCCUGCUCCGUCACACCUCCAGGAACUCUACCAGUACUCCUUUACUGGCCUCCCGGAGUCUCUAAGUGUUUAUUUUACAGUCUCGGACGGCGAACACACCACUCCUGAGCUGGACUUUGUCAUCCUGUUGCUGUCCAAUCACCAGCAGCCGCCAGUCUUUCAGGUCCUGGACCCGCUGCUGGAAGUCAAAUUGGGGGGACAAGCUACCCUCGGAGGCCAGCUGUUGGCGGUGAGCGAUGUGGACACGGAUCCAGAUGACCUGGAGUUUGAGCUGGUUGACGCUCCCAUCCACGGAGAGUUGAUUAGGACUGAUACCAACAUCCGCAUGAUUAACGGCGACACAUUCACCUUCAGUGACAUCACCCGCAAAGUCCUCCUCUACCGGCACGCUGGCCUCUCCAACCAGGAUGACGCCAUGUCCUUCUCGGUCAGCGACGGGAUCUCCAUGGCAACCACAGUGGUGCAGGUGACGGUGCUGAGCAGCGUGAGCGAAGAGAGCGAUGGGCCGCGACGAGACCCGGCAGCUACACUGUCGCUGGAAGUGGGCGAGAAAAGCAGCACGGUCAUCAGACGCUCACACAUAGCCUACAUUGACAGCACAUCCCCUGAUGAUCAGAUCCACAUCGAGUUGGUGUCUGUGCCCAUGUACGGCAUCCUGACCAGGACCUAUUCCCAGCAGGAGCCUCAGGAGCUGAGGGAGUAUUCAUCCUUCACCCAGGAAGACGUCAACCUGCACAGGAUCAGGUACACCACCUCACUAGAGACAGGAAGUCAGCCGGUCACAGACAUCUUCCAUUUUGUUGUCCAUGACGAAGACAGCAACCGCCUUGACAACCAGAUAUGCACAAUUACCAUCACCUCCAUGCCCAGACAGCCGCCAGUGGUCACCGUGCAAGGAGGCAUCAAGGUCCAGGAAGGCGGCCGUGUGCUGCUGUCCACCAAUCACAUCACAGUAUCGGACGUGGAGACGCCUGCAGCGGAUCUGCAGAUCUGGCUCGUCAGCCCUCCCAAAUACGGCUACAUUGAAAACACAAAGAGAGGCGGCUCAGUCGGGGGUUCACACAUUGUUGCUCCAAAUGUUCCUUUUUCUGUGGAGGACCUGGUGUCUGAUCACAUCUUCUACGUCCAGAACCAUCAGAAACCUCAGGCCAACAGGGAUGUUUUCAGCUUAUACAUCAGUGACGGAUACAGCCAGACGGAAGCAUUCACUGUGGAGAUCGAGAUCCAGAGUAAAGCCGAACCAGAGCUGACGGUUUCAGUGAGCAGCAUCCAUGUGGAGGAAAACUCCGGAGUCGUCAUCACCAACUCGUCUCUCAGUGUCUUCGACGAAGACACACCGGAAAAUGAAUUAUUAUUUACCAUCAUCCGGAUUCCCGCCUACGGUAAACUGCGUCGGCGGCAAUUCUACUCCCAGCCUCUGGAAAACGGACGCAUCCUCACACAGGGCUCCACCUUCACCUACCAGGACGUCCUGGACCAGCUGCUGGUCUACACACCUGAAACUGUCAACGGGGGAGCUGAUGAAAUGGGCUUCACCGUCACCGAUGGCAUCAAGACCCAGACGGGCCUCCUGCAGUUCACCAUGGAUGUCAGGAAGAGUGAGGGACCUCGAAUGACCGUCAACAGAGGCCUGCAGCUUCCAGCAGGAUCCUUGUCUAAAAUCACAGAGCAGAAUCUGAAGGCUACAGACAUCGACUCGGACAACAUGAAGCUGCGCUACAUCCUGACCAAAGACCCUCCAGUGGGCAAGCUGCAGCUGGGCAGGAGCAGCCAUGUGGAGAAGGUUUCUACCAAAGGUCCUGUUCAGAGUUUCACUCAGGAGGACGUCAACAAAGGCCUGCUGCAGUACAGCCAUGAGAAAGGGGAGAAAGGAGGGAUCCUGUCUUUCAAGUUCAACCUGGUCGAUCCGGAGGGCAGCAAACUGAUCGACCAGUCCUUCUUCAUCAGCGUUCUGGAGGAUCAUCUUCCUCCUUCUGUGGUGGUAAACAAAGGCCUGGCGCUGGAUGAGAACUCUGUGAAGAAGCUGACCACGCUGCAGCUGUCGUCCAGCGACCAGGACAGCGAACCGGGCGAGCUCGUCUACCGGAUCACCAAGCAGACCACCCUGGGGCAGCUCGAACAUGUUACCAAUCCAGGUACCAGAAUCAGUUCUUUCACUCAGGCGGAUCUGGCAUCACGCAGCAUCCAGUAUGUGCACACCAGUGAAGAAGAAAAACACGCCGACCAGUUCUCCUUUACUGUGUCCGACGGCACUAAUGAGGUUGCUCAGACCUUUUACAUCACCAUAAAACCAGUGGACGACUCACUGCCGCUGCUCCAGGUCCCCGGCAUGAGAGUCCAAGAAGGUGUGAGGAAGACCAUCACUGAAUUUGAACUCAAAGCCACUGAUGAAGAUACAGAGCCCGAGUACAUAAUCUUCACCGUCGUGCAGCCUCCUCGCCACGGGACCAUCGAACGCACUAGCAAUGGCCAGCACUACCGGCAGACCAGUACAUUCACCAUGGAGGAUAUCUACCAGAACCGCAUCAGCUACAACCACGACGGCUCCAACUCGCUCAAAGACCGUUUCACCUUCACCGUGGCGGACGGAACCAAUGACUUUUUCAUGGUGGAGGAAGCAAACAAGGAGGUUGUAACGGCUGCUCCUCAGAAGUUUAAGAUCGACAUUCUUCCGGUUGAUGAUGGAACGCCACGGAUCGUCACCAAUUUGGGACUGCAGUGGCUGGAAUACAUGGAAAACAAGGCCACCAAUCUAAUUACAAAGAAGGAGCUGCUGACGAGGGAUCCAGACACUGACGACGGACAGCUGGUGUAUGAAAUCACGGCGGAGCCGAAGCACGGAUUCCUGGAGAGCAAGCUCAAACCUGGAAACCCUGUCACUACGUUCACACAAGCUGAUAUCAACCUGGGUCUGAUCCGCUACGUGCUGCAUCAGGAAAACAUCCAGGAGACCAUGGAUAACUUCAAAUUCCUGGUCAAAGACAGCAAACCAAAUGUGGUCAGCGACAACGUCUUUCAUAUUCAGUGGUCUCUGAUCAGCUUUGAGCACAAGAGUUACAACGUGAGCGAAAAGGGAGGGACUGUAGCUGUCACUGUGAAGCGAACCGGUAACCUCAAUCAGUACUCCAUCGUCCUCUGUCGCACUGAGCAAGGCAGCGCUGUUUCCACCAGCAGCACUGGGACUCACCCUGGCCAGCAGGACUACGUUGAAUAUGCUGGACAGGUCCAGUUCGACGAGCGCGAGGACUCCAAGGUAUGCACCAUAGUGAUCAACGACGACAAGGUGUUUGAAGGGAUCGAAAGCUUCAACGUGGAGCUGAGCAUGCCUGUGUAUGCGCUGCUGGGUGAAAACACACGCGCUGUGGUCAACAUCAACGACACGGAGGACGAGCCGACUCUGCAGUUUGACAAGAAGACGUACCACAUCAAUGAAAGCACUGGCUUCUUCAGCGCCCCCAUCGAGAGGAAAGGCGACUCCUCCAGCACCGUGUCUGCUCUCUGCUACACCGUGGCCAAAUCUGCUAAGGGCAGCAGCCUCCACGCUCUGGAGUCCGGCUCCGACUACAAGAGCCGUGGAAUGAGCAGCGACAGCCGCGUCAUCUUUGGCCCCGGCGUCAGCAUGUCCACCUGUGACGUUAAGCUCAUCGACGACAGCGAGUACGAGCUCUCAGAGGAGUUUGAGCUGGUGCUGUCGGAUGCUUCUGACAAUGCCCGCUUGGGAGACGUGUCGUCAGCCAAGGUUGUUAUCGACGGGCCCAACGAUGCAUCGACUGUGACGCUUGGAAAUGCGACCUUUACCUUCAGCGAAGAUGUUGGAACCAUAGAGAUACCCGUGUGGCGUCAGGGAAGCGACCUGACUUCUGUGACGUCCGUUUGGUGUGCUACCAGACCUUCAGACCCCCCCUCAGCCAGUCCAGGCGUUGAUUACAUCCCCAGCUCCAAGAAGGUGGAGUUCAAACCUGGAAAAACCGAGGAGACCUGCAGUUUGACCAUCAUGGAUGACAUUCAGAAUCCAUCCAUCGAAGGACCCGAGUCGUUUGUUAUCUUCCUCAGUUCUCCACAGGGGGCAGUCCUGCAGGAACCCUAUGAGGCCAAUAUUGUCAUCACUGACACCUUCCAGGACAUUCCUACCAUGCAGUUUGAGAAAACCUCCUAUACUGUUAAGGAGAAGGACACGGUACUUCACCUCCCAGUCAUCCGGACUGGAGACCUUUCCUUCAAGUCAUCAGUGCGGUGUUUCACUCGAACCAUGUCUGCCAUGGUGAUGGAUGACUUUGUGGAAAGAAGGAACGCUGAUGAAUCCCAGAUCACUUUCCUCAAAGGCGAGAAGGUGAAGAACUGCACAGUUCACAUCAACGACGACUCUGUUUUUGAGCCUGAGGAGGAAUUCCAGCUGCAUCUUGGUACACCGCAGGGUGACCAUUGGAGCGGUGCGAUGGUUGGAGUUAAUGACAUUGUGACAGUCACCAUAACCAAUGAUGAAGAUGCUCCCACCAUUGAGUUUGAACAGGCUUCCUACCAGGUCAGAGAACCUCCUGGUCCAGACGGUGUUGAGGCGCUCAACAUCAAGGUGAAUCGCCGUGGAGACCUAGACAGAACCUCCAAGAUCCGCUGCAGCACCAGGGACGGAUCGGCCCAGUCUGGAGUGGAUUAUAAUCCCAAGAGUCAGGUCCUAAAAUUCACCCCAGGCAUGGACCACAUCAUGUUCAAGGUAGAGAUCCUGUCUAAUGAAGACAGAGAGUGGCAUGAAUCCUUCUCCCUGGUUCUUGGUCCUGAUGAUCCGGUGGAGGCUGUGCUCGGUGAGAUCACCACGGCAACAGUGACUAUCCUGGAUCAGGAGGCUGCAGGCAGUCUCAUCCUCCCGGCACCACCGAUAGUGGUCUCUCUGGCUGACUAUGAUCAUGUCCAGGAGGUGACCAAGGAAGGCAGUAAGAAAACUCCCUCUCCUGGCUACCCUCUGGUCUGCGUGACUCCCUGUGACCCCCACUACCCAAAGUACUCCGUAAUGAAGGGGCACUGCGAUGAGGCGGGAAUCAACCAAACCCAGGUGCACUUUUCCUGGGAGGUGGCAGCACCAACGGACUCAAGUGGAGCUCGUUCCCCGUUCGAGACAGUGACGGACACCACCCCCUACACCAGCGUCAACCACAUGGUUCUGGACAGCAUCUACUUCAGCCGUCGCUUCCACGUUCGGUGCGUGGCUCAGGCCCGGGAUAAAGCCGGCCACCUCGGCACGCCACUUAGAAGCAACAUCAUCACCAUCGGCACAGACGGCUCCAUCUGCCACACCCCUGUUACCACGGGAACCGCCAGAGGCUUCCAGGCCCAGUCGUUUAUUGCUACGCUUAAAUACCUGGAUGUCAAACACAAAGAGCACCCCAACCGCAUCCAUAUCUCAGUGCAGAUCCCACACCAGGACGGCAUGCUCCCUCUGGUGUCCACCAUGCCGCUGCACAACCUGCACUUCCUGCUCUCAGAGUCCAUCUACAGGCAGCAGCAUGUCUGCUCCAACCUGGUCACCAUCAAAGAGCUGCAGGGGCUUUCUGAGUCUGGCUUCCUGGACGACGUAUCCUACGACAGCAUCUCGCUGGGUCCAGGCUAUGACCGGCCAUAUCAGUUUAACCCCAACGUCCGUGAGGCCAAGAGCAUCCAGCUGUACAAACACCUGAACCUGAAGAGCUGCAUCUGGACCUUUGACGCCUACUACGACAUGACCGAACUCAUCGACAUCUGCGGGGGCUCGGUCACUGCUGAUUUCCAGGUUCGGGACUCGGCUCAGUCCUUCUUGACUGUACAGGUUCCUCUCUACGUGUCCUACAUCUACGUGACGGCCCCCAGAGGCUGGGCAUCUCUGGAGCAUCACACUGAGAUGGAGUUCUCCUUCUUCUAUGACACGGUGCUCUGGAGGACAGGCAUCCAGACAGACAGCGUCCUAUCUGCCAGGCUGCAGAUCAUCAGGAUCUUUAUCAGAGAGGAUGGACGCCUCGUGAUUGAGUUUAAAACUCACGCCAAAUUCAGAGGCCAGUUCGUUCUGGAUCACCACACUCUCCCGGGCCACAAGUCCCGUCUGAUGGCACCCGACCACCUGGGAGGCAUCGAAUUUGACAUGCAGCUUCUGUGGAGCGCUCAGACUUUCGACUCGCCGUAUCAGCUUUGGAGGGCCACCAGCUCCUACAGCAGGAAGGACUACUCUGGGGAAUACACCGUGUUUUUGGUCCCGUGCACCGUGCAGCCAACGCAACCCUGGAUCGACCCCGGAGAUAAACCUCUGUCCUGCACGGCUCACGCUCCAGAGAAGUUCCUCGUUCCGAUCGCCUUCCAGCAGACCAACCGGCCCGUUCCGGUCGUUUAUUCCCUCAACACGGAGUUCCAGCUGUGCAACAAUGAGAAGGUUUUCCUGCUGGAUCCAGCCACCGCCGACAUCUCCAUGGCUGAGAUGGACUACAAGGGAGCCUUCUCCAUGGGUCAGACUCUGUACGGCAGAGUGCUGUGGAAUCCGGAGCAGAACCUGAACGCGGCUUAUAAACUGCAGCUGGAGAAGGUUUACCUUUGCACCGGCAGGGACGGCUACGUUCCCUUCUUCGAUCCAACAGGGACUCUUUAUAACGAGGGGCCGCAGUACGGCUGCAUCCAGCCAAACAAACAUCUCAAACACCGAUUCCUGCUGCUGGAUCGUAAACAGCCGGACGUAUGUGACAAGUUUUUUCAUGACGUUCCCUUCGAGGCUGAUUUUGCCUCGGACGUCCCAGAGCUGCAGGCCAUGGCGGCGAUGCCUGGUGUUGAUGGCUUCACUAUGAAGGUGGACGCUCUUUACAAAGUGGAGGCGGGCCACCAGUGGUACCUGCAGGUGAUCUAUGUGAUCGGCCCAGAGUCGCGCUCCAGCCCCAGGAUUCAGCGCUCAGUGACCUAUCAGCUGCACCGACCCAAACGAGACGUGGUGGACCGUAACGGCCGGCUGACGCUCGACGAAUCACUAAUCUACGACAACGAGGGCGACCAGGUGAAGAACGGCACCAACAUGAAGUCGCUUCGCCUGGAGGUCGGCCCGUCAGCCACAUUCAACGCCCAUGUGGGCGGCUCUGUGGGCGGGGGGGUGGCGGCUAUCACCCUGCUGGUCUUGGCGCUGCUGGCCUCCUGCUUCCUGUUCCGCCGCUGCAGAAGGUCGGCCAAAAAGGUGACGAAGGUCCCGAAAACCUGCGAGGAGUAUCCGCUCAACACCAAGGUGGAGGUGUGCAUGGACAAGUGCAUGGAGAAGAACUUCAGCACCAAGCAGUGCACGGUGAGGAACGUCAACAUCAACCGCAGCCAAGAGGCCAACGGCAAAGUGAAACAGGUCAACCUGGAAGUGAAACUCCACAACAACCUCAGCGACGGCACUGAGGUCUGAAGCACUGACGAAGGACUAAUCGGUGAAAAGAGAAUCAAAAUAUCUUAUUUUCUAAAAUAGGAUUCGUACUUAAAGAACAGAGAUGUUUUUGUUUAUGUAUUUUUAUACCACAGUGAAAAAGGGAAGAGUGUGACGUGCAGGCGACUGGGCAAACUCAGGAAUCCACAAACUGCUCAGCUGCAUGGUCUUCAUCUUUAUUUCUGUUCUCUUCUAAAUCCAUAUUGGUUUCACAUCCAUCGAGGUGAACAGUAGCUCCACACUGGUGAUUUUUAUCUUCUGCAUAGUUACAUCACACUGAUAUAAACGUCACUCUGCUGUAUGAAGAAGCAGGCAGGAAAAUACCUUCUGCUUUGCUGCAUCUUCACUUCAUCCAUCACGCAACUAGUCCUGCAAUAUAAGAAUCACUAAAACAACUCCUGCAUCUGCUGAAGCGGCUUGAAUAUAAGGCACAAAGGAACGUGCUGGUGUCUGUCGCAGGCUACGCGAGUGCUGAUAACUUAAAAACGAAUGAAACCUUUAAGUGCGAUUAUGUCACAACCUUAGUUACUCCCUUCUUCACGAGAAAGAGCUUUGACUUCUUUCAUUAAAUGUGUUUUAAGCCUUAUUUACACCUCCUUUACUCUAGAUCACCAAAACACACCUAGAUCUAUACAUAUCAUGCCCCGCACAUCAAAUAUCUCUGUUAGGAGCCCUCAGUGUUCUAAGUAAGACCGCAUCAAGACCUCAUUAUGACCUUUCCAAACCCUACCUAUUUUUGCAACAAUCUUCAGACCAUAAGCUUCAAUUAGUUUCUUAACUUGGUUACAGCGAGCCAACUGUGUUUUUAUAAUUUUUUAGGGUUUUUACGGCACAAGUUGUUCAUUUUCUGUAGGUAGAAGAGGGGGUGAGAGACAUGCAGCGAAGGACCACAGGUCAGAUUCGAACCCAAGUCGGUUGAGGACUAAGGCCUCCAUACGUGGUUCGCAUGCUCCUACCACUGCGUCACCGAAGCACCCCAUGUGUGUUCUUAUUAAAACAACAUCAAGACCUUUUACCUUUGCUUAUUGUGCUCUGUCUUGCCAUUGGGGACGCUUGUGUCCCUAAUAAAGCCGGGCAUACACUGUACGAUAUUUUCAAUCGUUGCAUUCAGCUUUAGCUCAAACUGUGUGGCAAGCCACAGGGUUUAAAGGUUCACAGCUUACGAUGUACAUUCUUGCACUGUACGGACCGACGCUCUAAUGCGAUCUAUCCUGCUCAUACUGUACGUCAAUCUGGAGGAAGUAGAAACCGAACUCCCCUGUUUGGACAUGCGUAGUGCGUGAAGUUCUGGUAAAUCGGCUCGUAGACGCCCGUAGCUCUGCCUCAACAGCAGGAUUUGUCCAUGAACACCUUACAACGGCCGAUAUCAAAGAUGUUUGAUUUUCUCCCGACCUUAUGAUUCCUGAUCGGGAGUUGGUCGUGAGAGGCUAAUGUCCAUCAUUACCCCCUGUAUAUUACAUGACGCAGGACGCACGAUGAGGCUGAAACUCGGCACAAUCCAAAAAAUUCUCGCACAACUGGAAAAUCUGCCCAGAAAAGGGCAAAAAUUCGUACAGUGCAUACCUGCCAUAAGACAGUAUCAAUACUUCAACAAGACUCUGCUUCCGUCUCUGCCACUUGCAUUGUGUUAUAUCCAGGUAAUAAAUCCUCUGUGAUCCAUUGGUCAUGCCUCUUCAACCUCUAACUUGAUGCUCUUUGUGCUCCCAUUAUCACCUGGUCAGGAUCUUGCAGGUUUCUUUGUUUUACGUUGGGGGGGGUCUUCAUUCAGUGUUAAAGUGGGGGUUUAAACAUCUGUAUUUACUGCCAUUUUGACGUUUUUCUCCUAUGCCCAUACCUGUACUGUAUUCACACAGCUGCCAGUUUUUAAGUGCCAUGCAGUAUUUUGUUCUUACGUGACUGAAAACAGGUCAUCCAAAGUAUUUCGACUGAAGAGCGUAGGAGUGUUUAUUUCCAUGUGAUUGUUCCAAAUCCAUCCACCUGACUGACAGCUUCAGCCUUACUACCUUUUGAGUGAAAAGAAACGCUUUUUAAACAUGUAUUUUAUAUGAUUGGUGUCUCUGCCUGCAUUUGUUCGACCCAAAGACUCAUGGUUCAGCAUCUCAGUUACUUUUGAUUCAUUUAUGCAUCACUGAAUUACUCUUGUCUGAUGUGUUAUAUCACAGCCCAGCUACUGAUGUUAUGUUUUAAAGUGUUUGACACUGGUUUGUUUGUGAAAUAUAUGUAUUUUUUUUCUUAAAAUAAGUGUAUGUUACCUUGUUUUUGCAGUUAAGUAACACACCUUACCAACGGAAUAAGAUGAUUUACGUUUAAAAUAAGAAAAAGCAGCCCCUUCAUCUUAUUUAAAGGGUUUAAUGUGUAAUUAUCUUAUUUUAAGGCCAGAAAUACUCAUUCCAUUGGCAGAAAAUGUUGUUUACCUGCUCAAAUUAAAGACAAGUACACUUAUUUUAAGAAUUACCGGUAUGUACUUAUUUUAAGAUCAGUUUUUGUGAUUUAUUUUUCUGCUCUCACCAUUUCUUUUUUUAACAUGUGUGCCUAUUAAACAUGAACAUGGGGGAAUUUUGGGGGAAAUAUAUUUUUGGUGCUAUAACAUUUGGAGAACACAGUAAUAUUAGUAUGAUGCCUGUAUUUGGUGCCUUUUUUUUACUAAUAAAA